AUGUCUGAUGAUUCAAUUACUCCUUUAACCAACGAUACAUCAAAUGUUACUUUCUUCAAGAAAAGUAAGAUCGGUAAAAAUGUUCGUAAACGCAAAAAAUCUCCGUCUCCUAAUGCUUCCUCGGAGGUUGCUGAAGAAGGUUCUGCAGUAGUAACAAAAGAACGUAAAUUAGAUACUUCACAUCCUUUUGUGCAAGGUACAAAAAAAGGAAAACAUACCGAGGAUAUCGGUGUCACCUUUUCCGCAAGCAAAUCCGCAAUAUCGUCAUUAUCUCAAGACAUCGCUACACGAAAGGCUGAAUGGGAUACGGAAACUGAUCGUGAUGCUCAGGCUUUGUUAGAAAAGAAACUAGCUGCUGAAGAAGCCGAUGAUGACAAUCUUUAUAAAGGUCAAAAUGCUUAUAAAACAUAUAUAAAAAAACGUGAUACUGCUGCUGGAAAUGCCGCAAGCUCAAAAAUAAAAGCCGGUCCAAUUCGUGCCCCUACAAAUAUUCGUGUUACUUCGCGAUUUGAUUAUCAACCAGAUAUAUGUAAAGAUUACAAAGAAACUGGUUAUUGUGGUUACGGUGAUUCUUGUAAAUUCUUGCAUGAUAGAGGUGAUUACAAAUCUGGAUGGCAAUUAGAAAGAGAAUGGGAGGAAAUGCAAGGAAAAAUUCGACAAGACAAAAGUGAAUUUCUUAUUGAAAGUAGUGAUGAAAGCGAUGACGAAUUGCCUUUUGCUUGUUUAAUUUGUAGGCAAGAAUAUAAAAAUCCCGUGGUAACAAAAUGUGGUCACUAUUUUUGUGAAAAAUGCGCAUUACAGAAUUUUACCAAAAGUCCGAAAUGCUAUGCUUGUGGUGCUGCUACCAAUGGUAUAUUCAAUACUGCAAAAAAUAUAUUACAAAAACUGGAAGAAAAAAAGAAAAGACUAGUGGAGAAGGGGAUUGAAGUGCAGCAACCACAACAGCAGGAACAGCAGCAAAUUGAUAGCGAUAGUUCUGCUGAAGAAGAAUAA
Molecule: messenger RNA, 993 nt
Organism: Dentiscutata heterogama
Lineage: Eukaryota; Fungi; Glomeromycota; Glomeromycetes; Diversisporales; Gigasporaceae
Source: the annotation of a GenBank genome assembly